Molecule: messenger RNA, 1386 nt
Organism: Adineta steineri
Lineage: Eukaryota; Metazoa; Rotifera; Eurotatoria; Adinetida; Adinetidae
Source: the annotation of a GenBank genome assembly
AUGGCUGAUGAUUUUAUCUAUUGUCGAAAUCAAUCAGAUUUUAUUGAUUCGAUUCUUGAUACAGUUAAACAACAUGAUAGUUAUUUACUUGAUGAAUUACUCAAUGUAACACGUAUGUAUAAAAUUGAUGAUUUGGAUUUUAAUGAUAAUAAUGAACCAAAUCUUGAUCAACAAUUACCAAAUGAUAAUGAUUUACUUUGGAAACAAUUAAGUCGACAUCAUUGGGCUGUUUGUCGUUAUUUACAUUUUAAUGAUAUUGAUCGAGCUUUUCGUCAUCAAUCAAAAAAAUUCUCAUGUCUUAUGGCGAUAUUAAAUGAAUAUUCAAGUCGAAUGCCUACAACAUUACCUGAUGAAGAUCAUGAAAUAGAUCAAAUAAAUCCAACAAUAAAUGAUGAUGAACCAGCAUGGUUAUUACCAGUAUUUAAUCGUCAUGCACAUGAAUUACGUUUACUUGCUUUACUUGGUACUGAUGAUUUAAAUAAUGAUGAUAAUGAAACAUCGGAUACUAUGAAUUCAAAUAGUACAAUACAAACAUGUAAUACUCAAUUAUCACAAAAAGCUAUGAAAGUUUUACAAAGCUUUUCGCCAACAAGUAAAAUAAGAAAAGUUGGCGUUUUUAUUAUUGUUAAUCAAAUGUUAAAAACAUAUUAUGCUUUACAUAAAUUUAAUUUAUGUACUUAUUUUAUUUCAAAAGCUGAACGUCCAUUAAAACAAUACAUGCAAGAAGAAAAUGAUCAACAAGAACAUCGAUUUUCUUCUUACGUUCUUACAUAUCGUUAUUUUCUUGGUAAACAUCUUUUACUCAAGCAUGAUUAUAAUUCAGCUAUUGGUCAUUUUGAUUAUGUAUUUACUAAUUGUCUUGAUUCAAACAAAAGUCAAAGUAUUAAAAAUAAACAACAAUCAUUAUUAUAUUUAGUUGUACUUAAAUUACUUCAUGGUUCAACACCAAAAAUGGAUAUACUUGAAAAAUAUCAAUUAAAUCAAUUGAUUGAUUUAAUUGAGCCAAUACGUUUAGGUUCAUUAAAAUUAUUCACUGAAAAAAUUCAUGAAUAUGAACAAUUUCUAUUUGAUACGGGAUUAUUUUUUUUAAUUGAAAAUUUAAAAUUAAUAACAAUAAGAAAUUUAUUUCGUACAUAUGUUUAUCAAAUUGAUCAACAACAAACAACUAGAAUUCCAUUAGAACCAACAUUAUUAGUAUUAUUAAAUUUUGGUUUUGAACAAGAAAAUUUCUUUACAAUUAAUGAACUUAUUGAUAUAUUAAAUAAUAUGAUACAAAAAGGAAUGAUUAGAGGAUAUAUAUCAUAUAAAUUUCGAACAUUAGUUGUUAGUAGAAAAGAUCCAUUUCCAAAACAAUUUCGUUUUACUUCUUUGUUAAAUAGUUCAUAA